Molecule: messenger RNA, 339 nt
Organism: Anisakis simplex (herring worm)
Lineage: Eukaryota; Metazoa; Nematoda; Chromadorea; Rhabditida; Anisakidae
Source: the annotation of a GenBank genome assembly
AUGACUGGUCUGAUUGGUUUGAAGGUGAGUUUUUUGGCACAGAACUACGUGACAGUGCGUCAGAUGACCACGCACAUGCGACCAACGAGUGCAACCGUAUGGUCGAAUCAGCUGGAAACAUCUGCGUUCUUCGCACAACCACCCGGUUUAGUGCCAACCACCACUUUCCCACCUCCUCCACCACCAUACAGUCAAAUUAAUCAGUCACCAUCAGCCACAUCACCGAACCCGAAUCAACGAACUUCACCCGCAGCGGUUGCCUCAGCACCACCAGACUAUGAGCUGAUCAUACGUGUUGAUCAGCCGAAUAGACUUAACGAUUCUGUUUUGCCACAUUGA